GGAUAAAACAAGUACACGCGUGAAAAUAGCUGAUCGUCUAAAUCUGAUAUAAACACUUUAAACAUUAGUAGCGGAUACUGAAAUCGUUCGGGUUUUUUCUUUAUUAAAACGUGGAACUAUAUGGUGAAGGCGGUGGGAUAUUUGUUUUUUUAAAAUCCCAGCCUGCUCUACCUUCUUUUUUUCCUUCGGUUGGAGGCCAUGAUGGCAGCCUGAGUUCAGCUGGAGCGAGAGGAGCCAGAAAAAAGAAGAUGAUUCCCCGGGACGGACCUGUCAAACCGACCUGUGAAGACUCCUGAGCUUUGUAUAGUCUAUAUACAUUUACGGUGGAGCCUGUCACUUUUCUUUUCUCAGAUGUGUUCUUGGCAAUCAGUCGAUGACAAUGUUGACUCGUUAGGAAGCUUUUGGCUCGGAAAAAGGAGGCAGCGUUAGCUACUAGCUGCGAGCUAGUUAGCUAGCGAGCUAGCUGCGUCUGAGUGACUGGAUACGGGUUUUUUUUUUUUCUCGGGAACCGGUGACUUCUCUCUCCUCUCGCUGUCAAUCGCGGCGGCUGCGGUUGAGCCACCGAGCUUGCACCGAGUCUGGCAUCUAAAAGGUUUAUUUUUUUUCUCUCUCUGAGGACAACUGCAUGUGUUUUAUUCGGAGGUUGUUCGCAAGACGAAUUGCAGGAUUGGGGGAAAGUCGGGGCCUGCACGGAGGAGCAGAGCAAGGCCCGUCUUUAUGAUCCAGAGGAAGCCUGUCUAAUCCUACCCGACAGCCAUCGCUAGCUCUGCGGGCUAGCCCGUCUCUCUGCAGACCCUCGGUGACCGCGACACACAACGACUAGAAAAACCUGUUUUCAUCAUUUACCUCCUUUUACAGACUCCUGUCACCUGCUGCGAUGGCUGCGAUUAUAAAAGAAAUGGUCAGCCGGAACAAAAGGAGAUAUCAAGAGGAUGGCUUCGACCUGGACUUAACGUAUAUCUACCCAAACAUAAUUGCUAUGGGCUUUCCAGCAGAGAGACUCGAAGGCGUGUACAGAAACAAUAUAGACGAUGUAGUACGGUUCUUGGAUUCCAAGCAUAAAAACCAUUACAAAAUCUACAACCUCUGCGCAGAAAGACACUACGAUGCUGCCAAAUUUAACUGCAGAGUUGCACAGUACCCCUUCGAAGACCACAACCCUCCUCAGCUGGAGCUAAUUAAGCCGUUUUGUGAAGACCUGGACCAGUGGCUCAGCGAGGAUGACAAUCACGUGGCGGCCAUCCACUGUAAGGCUGGGAAGGGCCGCACUGGAGUCAUGAUCUGCGCCUAUCUCCUCCAUCGCGGCAAAUUCCUGGAGGCCCAAGAAGCGCUUGACUUUUAUGGCGAAGUCAGGACAAGGGACAAGAAGGGAGUAACGAUCCCGAGCCAGCGCCGCUACGUCUACUACUACAGCUACCUACUGAAGAACCAGCUAGAGUACAAGCCGGUGGCGCUCCUCUUCCACAAAAUGGUGUUCGAGACUCUCCCGAUGUUCAGCGGGGGCACCUGCAGGGACAGUACCGUUAAAAACAGGAGCGAGCCGACCCCUCAGGGCUUCAAGAAAGGGAAUUGGCAUUGGGAUCCCCAGUUUGUGGUGUACCAGCUGAAAGUGAAGAUUCACACGUCGAACCCCACUCACACGCGGCGCGAGGACAAGCACAUGUUUUUCGAAUUCCCCCAGCCACUGCCCGUUUGUGGAGACAUCAAAGUGGAGUUCUUCCAUAAACAGAAUAAGAUGAUGAAGAAGGACAAAAUGUUCCACUUCUGGGUGAACACCUUCUUCAUCCCUGGACCAGAGGAGAGCGGGGACAAGAUGGAGAACGGGGCAGUGAACAACGUGGAGAGCCAGCAGGGGGGACCGGGCCAGGGCCAGCCGCAGAGCGCCGACAGGGACAGCUGCAGGGAAAGCGGCAGGGAAAGCGACAGGGACAGGGACUACCUCAUCCUGACGCUCACUAAGAACGACUUGGACAAGGCCAACAAAGACAAAGCUAACCGCUACUUCUCGCCAAACUUCAAAGUGAAGUUGUAUUUUACGAAAACCGUGGAGGAGCCUUCAAACUCGGAGGCAAGCACUUCUACAUCCGUCACCCCGGACGUUAGCGACAAUGAGCCAGACCAUUAUCGAUACUCUGACACCACUGACUCUGAUCCGGAAAAUGAACCUUUUGAUGAAGAGCAGCACACGCAAAUCACAAAAGUGUGAACUCUUUUUAAACAGGAAAAGAAGAAAUUAUACACCAGAAAAAAAGGAGAAAACUUGAAUAUAAACUCAAAAGAAGAACGUUUGUCCCUUCCCUCCCCAGACGGCAAUAGAAUAUCAUCAUGUCAAAUGCCAAUUUUAGGGAAAAAAAAGAUAAAUAUCUUGACCAAUAUAUUGUUUUUUUUUGUUGUUUUUGUUUUUUUUCUUUUGUUAUUUUUCUUUUUUUUUCUUUGGCACGGCCAUGUACCAUGUGCGAGGUAUUGACACUGUUGCCCCAUGGGAAAAGGUGCUGUAGCUAUAAAAAUGUUUAUAUAUAUAUACAUACGUAUAUGUAUAUACAUAUAUACAUGCAUAUAUAAACAAACAAACUUUUUUGUGUCAAAGACAAUGGAAAGAGUACCACAAUCAGGAGACGGGAGUUGAAGUGUGGGAGAAGUUUGAAUGAUAUACUAGGACUAUGCUGCUCCUUCUCCUGUCUAAACCAAGGCCAGUGCUGCAGUCACUUUGUUUCACUCCCUCUCUUCUCCUCCUCCCCUUCUCCCUCUCAUCUUUUACUCUUCCCUCCCCUCCAUCCUAUCCUCCUUCCUAUCCUCCUUUACUGUGAAUGCUUCUUGUGCUCUUUGCAGGCUGUCUCACGUGACUUUUGGCCUUUGUGCAGUGCAAACUGCAUGCGGGCAGUGGGUUGGGGGUGGGCGGGGUUAUGAAGAGGCUGUGAUGAUGUCUAAAGCAUUGCCAUUCCUGUUCCCACUGUGUAUACGUUAAAUUAUGCAGAACAAGGCAUCCCAUGUAAUUGUUAAUGUUUUUUUUUAUCCUAAGAUAAUAAAAAUAUAAUACACAAAACA
Messenger RNA from Thunnus maccoyii (southern bluefin tuna), 3045 nucleotides. It is a transcript of the gene ptena, whose product is annotated as phosphatase and tensin homolog A. Bases 878 to 2206 code for a protein of 442 amino acids. Gene Ontology annotation, cellular component: plasma membrane; cytosol; nucleus. The record is from RefSeq and is a predicted model, not a curated record. The transcript has 10 exons. Gene Ontology annotation, molecular function: phosphatidylinositol-3,4-bisphosphate 3-phosphatase activity; inositol-1,3,4,5-tetrakisphosphate 3-phosphatase activity; protein tyrosine phosphatase activity. Gene Ontology annotation, biological process: protein dephosphorylation; regulation of phosphatidylinositol 3-kinase/protein kinase B signal transduction; negative regulation of cell population proliferation. NCBI's taxonomy places the organism in Eukaryota, Metazoa, Chordata, Actinopteri, Scombriformes, Scombridae.